AUGUCCGCAAUCCAGAAGAACGUCGAAGCCGCCUCGGAGAGAUACUCGUCGGGCUUCACCAAGGGCCAUCUGGCUCUCCCACCCGCGAAGAAAUACCUCGUCUUGACCUGCAUGGAUGCCAGAAUCGACCCGGCCCAGGCAUUUGGUAUUGAUCUGGGCGAUGCGCAUGUCAUUCGUAACGCCGGAGCAUCGGCGCAUGAUGCCCUCCGCAGCAUCGUCAUCUCCGAACAGCUCCUCGGCACCCAGGAGAUCGUGCUCGUCAAGCAUACUGGCUGUGGUAUGUUGACGUUCACGAAUGAGGAUGCUUAUGGCAUCGUUGAUAAGAACCUGGGAUCCGAGGCUUCGGCUGAGUUGAAGUCUCGCGGGCUGGACUUCCUCCCGUUCCCGGAGCUGGAGAAGGCUGUGGAGGCCGAUGUCAAGUAUAUCAAGGAGACCAAGCUUAUUCCUGACAGUGUCACUGUCAGCGGGUGGGUUUAUGAGGUCGAAAGUGGGAAGACUAGGCGUGUCGUGUAG
Molecule: messenger RNA, 513 nt
Organism: Exophiala bonariae
Lineage: Eukaryota; Fungi; Ascomycota; Eurotiomycetes; Chaetothyriales; Herpotrichiellaceae
Exons: 3
Coding region: 1-513 (170 amino acids)
Molecular function (GO): zinc ion binding; carbonate dehydratase activity
Source: RefSeq, a predicted model, not a curated record